Molecule: messenger RNA, 906 nt
Organism: Alternaria burnsii
Lineage: Eukaryota; Fungi; Ascomycota; Dothideomycetes; Pleosporales; Pleosporaceae
Exons: 4
Coding region: 1-906 (301 amino acids)
Molecular function (GO): oxidoreductase activity
Source: RefSeq, a predicted model, not a curated record
AUGCUGCAUGGUAAAUUUCCAGUCAAGCCCAUGGAACGAGGCAUCGCUGCUUCUGACUGUGCCGCCGAAGUGGUCGCAUCUGGACCAAAAGUCGCCGGCUUUCGCAAGGGAGACCGCGUCACCAUUACCUGCAACCCUGCCACGAUCAAUGGCGAUGAAGACGAAGAGACUACCGGUCUUGGGGGCGAGCAUGAUGGCGUUCUACGCGAGUACGCCGUCUUUGACCAGAAAUAUCUGGUCCACCUCCCUCACACCAUGGACUGGAAAGAGGCAUCAACACUUCCUAUCGCUGGCGUUACCGCCUGGGCGGCUUUGAACUCGGAUGCUUCUGGACCAAAGGGUCGCUUUGCUUUGUUGCAAGGAACUGGCGGUGUUAGCACAUUCGCACUCCUCCUCUGUGCCGCAGCAGGUAUCAAACCAAUCAUUACUUCCGGAUCAAAUGACAAGCUCAAAGCCGUCCAGAAAUUUGGGGGUGAGACUGGUGUUCUCGGAAUCAACUACAAGACAUGUCAAGAUAUUCCUGCAGAGGUCAUGCGCUUGACGGAUGGGUUGGGCGUCGAUUUUGUUGUCAAUACCUCUGGAUUCGAGUCUAUUCCGCAGGAUAUUGCCGCAUUGAGGAAGCGAAAUGGUGUCAUCUCUUUGGUAGGCCUUCUUGCUGGUAUCGAGGCAAGUUGGUCACCCCGAGAACUUCUCAACUUGAUGUAUAAACGUGGUCAUAUACGGGGUAGCAAUGCUGGCUCCAAGGCCGAUUUGGAACAUCUCAUUCGCUUUGUUGACGAAAAUAAGAUUGACCUGACGCCUUUGAUUGACCGGGUCUUUCCCUUCGAUCAGUCUCAAGAGGCCUUUGAUUAUGCUUACUCUGGUCAGCAUAUUGGGAAAGUUAUCAUUCAAGUAUCGUCGGAUUGA